Humulus lupulus (European hop) is the source of this 993-nucleotide messenger RNA. RefSeq names its product gibberellin 20-oxidase-like protein. The transcript is spliced from 2 exons. NCBI's taxonomy places the organism in Eukaryota, Viridiplantae, Streptophyta, Magnoliopsida, Rosales, Cannabaceae. The coding region runs from base 1 to 993 and encodes 330 amino acids. Gene Ontology annotation, molecular function: dioxygenase activity. The record is from RefSeq and is a predicted model, not a curated record.
AUGGACAAUGCAGAUACUUGUAUAGAACUUCCCAUCUUUGACAUCUCUCAACCUUUAGACUCAUCUUCUCUUUAUUCUCUCUCCCAAGCCUGCAAAGAAUGGGGUUUCUUUCACAUUACAAACCAUGGAAUCUCCAAAGAUCUUUACAAGAAACUCUCUUCUCUUUCCAACAACAUAUUUAGUCUCCCUUUGGAGUUAAAGCUAGAAGUUGGUCCAUUUUCUCCUAUAAAAACUUACACUCCUCAUUUCAUUGCUUCACCUUUCUUCGAGAGCCUUCGAGUGUCCGGGCCAGACUUCUUUGCCUCAGCUCAGGCUUCAUCAACAGCGCUCCUUAAUCAGCACAGUUCAGAGUUCAGUGAGGUAAUAAAGGAGUAUGGGAGCAACAUGAGUGAGCUAUCAAAGAGAAUUGUGCAAGUUGUGCUGAUGAGCUUAUUAGGAGAAGACUUGGAUAAGAAAUUGUAUGGUUCUGAAUUCAGAAAGUGUCAUGGUUAUUUGAGAAUUAUCAACUACACACCCCCAGAAAGUGUGAGCAAGGAAAAAGAAGUAGAAGGACUUGGAAUGCACACUGAUAUGAGCUGUAUAACAAUUGUUUAUCAAGACCAAGUUGGUGGGGUUCAAGUGAGAUCUAAGCAAGGGAAGUGGCUUGACAUAAAUCCAAGUGAAGAAACUCUUUUGGUCAACAUAGGAGACUUAAUGCAGGCAUGGAGCAAUGGAAAAUUGAGGUCAUCUGAGCACCGAGUUGUGCUUAGGCGAUUUGUUAAUCGAUUUUCUUUGGCUUUUUUCUGGUGUUUUGAGGAUCAGAAAGUGAUUUAUGCUCCAAAUGAAGUGGUGGGAGAAGGGCAUUUGAGGCUUUACAAGCCAUUUCUUUGUGCAGAUUAUUUGAAGUUUAGAGAGAUAAACAGUGUUGGAGAAGAAAAGUUUGAGAAAGUUGGUUUUAAUGUAAAAGAUUAUGCUGGCAUUUCAGGUGAUGAGAGAACCUCCCUCAAAAGUUAA